Messenger RNA from Nothoprocta perdicaria, 1391 nucleotides. It is a transcript of the gene GLA, whose product is annotated as galactosidase alpha. The transcript has 6 exons. NCBI's taxonomy places the organism in Eukaryota, Metazoa, Chordata, Aves, Tinamiformes, Tinamidae. Gene Ontology annotation, molecular function: alpha-galactosidase activity. Gene Ontology annotation, biological process: oligosaccharide metabolic process; glycoside catabolic process; glycosylceramide catabolic process. Bases 11 to 1066 code for a protein of 351 amino acids. The record is from RefSeq and is a predicted model, not a curated record. Gene Ontology annotation, cellular component: cytoplasm.
GCGGCUGUUCAUGGAGAUGGCUGACGCGAUGGCCGCGGACGGCUGGCGCGACGUGGGCUACGAGUACGUCUGCAUCGACGACUGCUGGAUGGCGCCGACGCGGGACGCCUGCGGCCGCCUCCAGCCCGACCCCACGCGCUUCCCGGGCGGCAUCCGCAAGCUGGCCGACUACGUCCACUCCAAAGGGCUGAAGCUGGGAAUCUACAGCGAUGUCGGGAACAGGACGUGCGCCGGCUUCCCCGGCAGCUACAACCACUACGAGCUGGAUGCCCAGACCUUCGCGUCCUGGGGCGUGGACCUGCUCAAGUUUGACGGCUGCAACUCUGGCACGCUGGAGCUGCUGGCAGAAGGCUACCGAAACAUGUCCCUGGCCCUGAACAGGACUGGAAGAAGCAUCGUGUACUCCUGUGAGUGGCCCUUCUACCUGAGGCCYACGCAGCAGCCCAAUUACACGGAGAUCAAGCAGUACUGCAACCACUGGAGGAACUUUUUUGAUAUCUCUGAUUCUUGGAGCAGCAUCAAGAGCAUCUUGGACUGGACAGCCAUCCACCAGGACAGCAUCGUGAAGAUAGCAGGACCAGGGGGCUGGAACGACCCUGACAUGCUAGUGAUCGGAAACUUUGGGCUGAGCUGGGAGCAGGCGGUGACGCAGAUGGCCAUGUGGGCCAUCAUGGCAGCUCCCCUCUUCAUGUCCAACGACCUGCGGGACAUCAGCGCCGAGGCCAAGGGCCUCCUCCAGAACAAGGAGGUCAUUGCCAUCAACCAGGACCCGCUGGGCAAGCAGGGCUACCGCAUCACCAAGGACGACAACUUUGAGCUGUGGGAGCGGCCGCUGUCGGGCAGAGCCCACGCGGUGGCCGUGCUGAACCGCCAGGAAAUCGGGGGCCCCCGGAACUUCACCUUCUCSCUCGCCUUCCUCGGCAACGGGCUGGCCUGCAACCCCAUGUGCUCCGUCCAGCAGGUCCUGCCGGCCAGCAGGGACUGGGGUCUUCACAACUGGGUGUCCUCCCUGAGCGUGGAGGUGAACCCCACGGGCACCGCGCUGCUCAAAGUGGUGGCCUUAUAGGAGGCACAGAGCCGACCCCCUGGACGGUGUCUCUAGAGCCCGUCCCAGGAAGCGCGUCCCCCGCCAUGGAGCGGGGUGGCCUUGUCCUCCCCACAGGCUGCGCCCUCCGAGCACUUCCAUGCGCACCCCAAAGCUUCCGCCUCGCACACCAAAGACCCAAAGAGGAGAUGACAGAGAAGGGGAUGCUGCUUCUCUUCCCUUUACCCUUCCUCUCGCAUCUCCCCUACCCCCUUUUCCUAAGGGGCUGCAAGGGCAGCGGCCSCUUCGUUAAUAACCAGUGCCACUAAACCAGGGAGGUGCCAAGUGCAGCCUCCUGCAGCUCUUC